AUGGACGAACAUGCAACUUAUGUUCCAGCAGACAACGACAGUGAAGACGAGGAAGGUGACGACGACGAGGGAAUGGAUGGCGACGGAGAAAUGUAUACAGGAACGUUUUCAGAUUAUCGGGGUCACCGAACAGCAGAAGAUAGUGAAGAUGAAGAGGAGCAAGAUCCUGAUGUUUUUCCUACCCAAGCAAGCGGCGUCAUCGACACUGUAGGGGACGAAGUGACCGAUUCGGACCUGUUCUCUCAUGCAACAAGCAAUUUAUUCAGGGAUUAUGGUGUUCGAAGAGGAAGCGCCUUUGUCAACGAGUAUGCACGCACGGACAAACAAGGCAAUCGUUUCGAUGGGGGACCGGGUGAUCCAAAUCAUAUUCUUGGAUCAUUUCCUUGUCUAUUUCCUUAUGGAAUGGGAGGACUAGAAGUGGACCGAGAGACAGAUGCGAUUUCGAUGCGACAUCCAUUUCAUGUUCAUGACUUUUGGGGUCAUCAGCAAACGCCAGAUGUGUCGCGCAGCAAGUUCGACUUGGUCAACCGCAGCUCGUUUACCGCAUUGCAGACUUCAUUCUUGUUACUGCAACCCAAGGAUUUCAUGGUAGCUGCCGAAGAAGAAGCAAAGCGGAAACUGAUCAGCAAUCCAGCCGUCCGCAACCUGCGUCGCCAACUUACGGCGGUUCGCUCAAAAGUCUCUGGCACAGACGAAAGCAGAAUUGCAAUCCGUGGUCAAAUUUGGGGAAUGACCUUACGUUUCAACCCGCCAACGAUAUGGGCAACUCUCAAUUUAUCGGAUGUUGGCGAUCCAAUCGCUCAAGUUCUUGCGGGAGAAGAAAUCGACCUCGACGCAUUCGUAAAAACCUCAGGCCCUACAUCUAAGCAACGUCGCCACAUCAUUGCUAACGACCCAUAUGCGUCAGCCGAAUUCUUCCAUACUGAAUUGGACGCAAUUGGCGCGACAGAAUCGAUAUGCGCACAGGGAAGAAGUAUUUGGUGCGAAAGCCAUGGACAUCGCAUUCCGAACUGGAAUCUUUUCGGAAACGCUGACUGGAGGGUUGCCCGAAUGGAAGGAUGUUGA
Mycena indigotica is the source of this 1065-nucleotide messenger RNA. RefSeq names its product ATP-dependent DNA helicase. The coding region runs from base 1 to 1065 and encodes 354 amino acids. The transcript is spliced from 5 exons. NCBI's taxonomy places the organism in Eukaryota, Fungi, Basidiomycota, Agaricomycetes, Agaricales, Mycenaceae. The record is from RefSeq and is a predicted model, not a curated record.